AUGUCAUCAAAACUUCGUCUUCCAAUGGAAAAAAAGUACCCACCAAAGCUAACUCAGGAACAGCUUCGUGAGCGUACUAAUCAAGAACUCAAAAAAUACGGAGUUGAGAAUCAUUUACAAGCAAAAAUUAAUUAUCAAACUUGUGAAGCAAUAGUACAAGCUGAUAAUAAGAUUUUCGAUUCUAUCAAGCCACAUCCACGUCAAUGCCAUAAAACUCUUGCUUGGAAAAUUGCAUUAGAAUUCAUCUACGAUUUCAUGAAACAAAAUAAGCUUACAGAAUCAUACAAGACAGCACAUCUCGAAAUGUCACAAGUUGGCGAUCCUAAAUCUACAGGAUUUUUCGCACAACACGAUAGAGAAAUUUAUUUUGAGAAAUUAUUACAGACAGCGAACGAAAACGGCAGAAAAACAUUUGACGAUCGCCUCAAUGAGUUCAGAAAAGAGCAAGCUCUUGUUCCUCCUCCUGAAUUAUCUCUUGAUCCGAUCACAUCUCCUUCCACCAUCCCAACUGUGCGUGGAGGAGCUCCCAAAGCCAAUGUAUCUCAUGGAUCUGCUGUUAAAUCGCGUGGAUUGGAGCCAAGCAGUCCAAGAUCAACAAAAGAAAGCAAGAGCGUUAACUCAUCUAAAGGAUUCCACUUCUCUUACACAAAUCCAACAGGAGAACCAAACACAGCUACGAAAUCCAUACAAAUGGGUGAAGAAGCUGCAAAAGUUUAUAAUAAUCAAGAAGAAAGCCAAAGCUAUACAUAUGCAUCUAAUGAUGAAAAGCCUCCGUCACCUUCACCUAAAAAGCCAGAAGAAAAUUCUGUUCAUGAUGAAUCUGGAAACGAUUCUUACGUAUAUACAGUCAGUGAUCCUGAAUCACCUAAGAAAUCAGCAUCACCAAAGGCAUCUUCUCCAAAGAAGGAAGAAUACUCAUAUUCAUACACUCCAGAAGACAAUAAUAAGCCAGAAACUCCAGAAAAACCACAAACACCACCAAAACAAGAAUCUCCAAAGCAGGAAGAAUAUUCUUACUCAUAUACACCAGAGCAGCAACCUGUUUCUCCUCAGAAACAGCCAGAAGCCAAAGAACAAGAAGAAUAUUCUGAAUAUUCCGACGAAGAUCUUGAAUCCAAGGACAAUCAGCAACCACCACCUAAGAAACAUGAGUACACAUUCACAGAAAGCGUUGAUUCCAAAGAAAGAAACCAACAAAAUAAUAAUGAUCAAAAAGAAGAAUAUACAUACACUUAUUCAGACGAAGAACCUCCUAAACCAGCCCCAGUCGAGCAGAAGAAGCCAGAAUCAGCUGAUUAUUCCUAUUCUGUUUCAAUUGAUGAAAAACCAAAGGAACAACCACAAAAUAACGCCGACUAUUCAUAUACAUAUUCGGAAGAUGAGCCAGUUGUCAAGCCAGGAACACCUCAACAGGCUCAAAAACCGAAAUCUGAUACUUAUACCUACGAAGAAUUCGAUGACGGAACUCCGAAGAAGAAUGAUGACUAUUCAUAUAGCGAUAUAGACACAGCUGAAAAGAAAGAUGAUAAGGAACAGAAGGAUGAAGCAGUUUAUACGUACGAAUACAGUGAUGAACCCCCAGCUCCGGCUGCAAAGCCUGCAGCUCAGCAGCCUGCAAAUAAUGACUAUGAAUAUACUUACUCCGAUGAGAAAAUUGAUAGUACUUAUGAUGAAUAA
Molecule: messenger RNA, 1677 nt
Organism: Trichomonas vaginalis G3
Lineage: Eukaryota; Parabasalia; Trichomonadida; Trichomonadidae
Exons: 1
Coding region: 1-1677 (558 amino acids)
Source: RefSeq, a predicted model, not a curated record